Molecule: messenger RNA, 1074 nt
Organism: Stereum hirsutum FP-91666 SS1
Lineage: Eukaryota; Fungi; Basidiomycota; Agaricomycetes; Russulales; Stereaceae
Exons: 8
Coding region: 1-1074 (357 amino acids)
Source: RefSeq, a predicted model, not a curated record
AUGACGUCUCCAGACUGCCCUGCACCAAUAUCAGACUACGGAAUCGGUUUCGUUCAGAGCGUAUGUGCUCUUAUGUCCGAGAGCUUCUUAUACGGCAUCUACUUUGUUUCCAUGAUUCUUGCUAUACGAAGCUUAACGCGUAACCGGAAGAAGGAGAACAAGCGCUCCUACCUGCUCAUGAUCAUCUCAAUCAGCUUCAUGUUUCUUCUAUCGACGGCCCUUAUAACAUUGGACGCCACAUCGCGGAUAGCCCCCAACACCUCAAGCCAUACCAAUCAGUUCGUUCUUGCGCAAACCAUUAUUUUCUCAUUUCAGUUCGUAUUCGGUGAUGCCAUCGUUGUGUGGCGUGCAUGCAACUUAGUCCAGUAUCGUUGGAAGUUGAUCAUCGCACCGCUGGUGUUGCUGUUCGCUUCCGGUGCCGUUGCGACCUUCUUCAUUGGCUGUAUGGGUGUUCAUGGCUGGUACAUGCUCGAACACGAAGCGCAGUCUUGUGCACGCUCCCAAACUGGAGGCUACAUUCUCUCCGUCGCCACCAACUUCGCGGCGACGUGUCUCAUUGCAUAUACCGCCUGGACACACCAUAAAUUGGUCAAAUCAGUCCGCGCAAGGAAGACGGGGACACUUGUAGAGAAUGUUUUAGCUCUUCUAAUCGAGUCCGGUUUCAUAUACCUGCUUAUCUGGGUCUCGAAAUGUUGGACGUAUUGGCCAAGUCUGCGACCCCAGGAUUCCGCAGCUGGCUAUGCAGAGGUCAUCAUCAACUCUACUAACAAUCAAAUCUCCGGCCUAUAUCCAACGAUUAUUGUCGUUCUCAUUCAAAUGCAGCAAGAACAACAGACCAGUGUGUGGUCCGUUGGUAAUAUCGAGCCCGGCAACAUUCACAAUAUACCAAGCGAUCCAAACUCACUUCCAGACUUGGUGAUGCCCUCUGACUCGGACUCUGAAUCAGCCACCGGUACUAGCACCAGCUUGGAUCCAACACCGGGGACAUCUAAUGUCAAUCUUCCCGACCACCGAGAGGACCUGGAGGCGAUGAAGGAGCUCGGGCCAGGCGGUGCGGCUUCAUCCAGGAUGUGA